Tribolium castaneum (red flour beetle) is the source of this 964-nucleotide messenger RNA. RefSeq lists its product as uncharacterized. NCBI's taxonomy places the organism in Eukaryota, Metazoa, Arthropoda, Insecta, Coleoptera, Tenebrionidae. Gene Ontology annotation, biological process: retrograde vesicle-mediated transport, Golgi to endoplasmic reticulum; protein retention in ER lumen. The record is from RefSeq and is a predicted model, not a curated record. The coding region runs from base 163 to 756 and encodes 197 amino acids. Gene Ontology annotation, cellular component: Golgi membrane. The transcript has 6 exons.
UAAGUUUUUAGUGAUUUUCGCCUAGGGAUAGGGUGAAACCUGUCAUCAUUUACUUGUCAUCGCUGUAAUGGAUGAAUCGACGUGUCCGAAAUGAAAUUAAAUUAACCAAUUUGUAAAUAACAUCGCUCUUAUUUAAUUAAUGUACAGAUAGGUGACCCCACCAUGGAGGAGGAAUUACUGAACCCCGGUUCGAAGAAAAGUGCUGUUUCGCAAGCGUGGACUCGCCUCGGACAGAUUUACCAAAGUACGUUGGAUAGAUGGACGCCGCACACGCGAUUUCGGUGGUUGGGAACACUGGCGCUUCUGUUGGGUUUCGGGCUUCGUGUUGUCACGAAACAGGGCUGGUAUAUCGUAACGUACGCCUUGGGCAUAUACCACUUAAAUCUCUUCAUUGCAUUUUUGACACCUAAGAUCGAUCCAGCGAUGGAUUUUGAUGCUGAGGAAAAUGGUCCCGAAUUGCCGACGCGGGCGAACGAGGAGUUUCGGCCGUUUAUCCGAAGAUUACCGGAAUUUAAAUUCUGGUAUUCUGUCACGAAGAGUACUCUUGUAGGUCUUGUUUGUACGUUCUUUGAGUUUUGUAAUAUACCAGUAUUCUGGCCGAUUUUAGUGAUGUAUUUCAUUACUCUGUUCUGUAUCACGAUGAAGAGACAGAUUAAGCACAUGAUUAAAUAUCGAUAUUUGCCUUUUACACACGGAAAACCAAAGUAUCAAGGACACGAAGAACCAUCAGGAAAAGUAAUCAUUUCACCGAAAUGACGUGAAUACAUUUAUAGACACUGUAAAUGAACGAAAUACAGUUGCGUAAUUUAAUGACGGUGUUAUUUUUUCAGUAUUUUCAUCAAGUGUCAUUUUUUAUAAUAAAUUGUGUUGGUCAGGUGGAUUAUUUAUCUGGUUCAGUUUCGUUGAAAUGUAAAAUUUGUACAUACGUUUGUUUUUAUCGUACAAUAAAUCACAUUUAACACAA